Hansenula ciferrii is the source of this 1440-nucleotide messenger RNA. RefSeq names its product DUF1593 domain-containing protein. The transcript has a single exon. The record is from RefSeq and is a predicted model, not a curated record. NCBI's taxonomy places the organism in Eukaryota, Fungi, Ascomycota, Saccharomycetes, Phaffomycetales, Wickerhamomycetaceae. Gene Ontology annotation, molecular function: hydrolase activity, hydrolyzing N-glycosyl compounds. The coding region runs from base 1 to 1440 and encodes 479 amino acids.
AUGAAAUUAUUAUUGAUCAUUUCAUUAUUGAUCACAACUGUGAUUUCACAGAUCCCAUUGAAAGAUUAUAAACCAAAUGUUUUCGUCCUUACAGAUAUAAGUAAUGAACCAGAUGAUGCUGAAUCGUUAGUCAGGUUAUUGCUGUAUACAAAUGAGAUCAAUUUACAUGGUAUUGUUGCUACAACUUCACAAUGGUUGAAUACAACAACUCAUGAAGAAGAUAUUUCCCCAGUUUUGGAAGGAUAUGAACAAGUUUAUGAAAAUUUGAUCAAACAUUCAGAUCAAUAUCCAACAGCUGAUUAUUUAAGAAGCAUCGUUAAGAAAGGCCAUGGAGAGUAUGGAUCACUAGCUUUAGAAAAUAACACAUUAAGUUCUGGUGCUGAACAUUUAAUUCAAACUAUUGAUCAAUUGAAAGAUGUUGAUGAUUACCUUUAUAUUUUGGUAUGGGGAGGUGCUAAUGUCUUAGCUGAAACAUUGAAACAUCUUUCAGAAAAUAGAUCAAAAGAAGAAGUUGAUUCUGUUAUUUCCAAACUUUCAGUUUAUACAAUAUCUGAUCAAGAUAAUACUGGUCCUUGGAUUAGAUUCACAUAUCCUAAACUAAGAUAUAUCGCUUCAAUUCAUGCUUUUAAUCAUUAUAGAAACUCAGCAUGGAUUGGAAUUUCAGGUGAAGAAACUUAUAAUUUUGAUAAAGGUGGACCAGAUGGUUCAUGGAUUGCCGAAGAUUGGGUGAAAGAACACAUUCAAGAUGUUGGUCCAUUAGGAGAACAUUAUUUAGACAAGGCAUUCAUUUAUGAAGGUGAUACGCCAACCACUUUUUCAGUUUUACCAAAUGGGUUGAAUGUUCCUUCACAUCCUGAAUAUGGUGGAUGGGGUGGUCGUUAUGGAUUAAUCGAUGCUAGUGGGGCUUUUAAUCAUUAUGCAGAUGUUGAGGAUCAUGUUAUUGGUAUUAAUGGUGAUAAUUUUACUAGUUCUCAAGCAACAGUUUGGAGAUGGAGACCUGAGUAUCAAAGUGAUUUUGCAGCAAGAAUGCAAUGGACCGUGAAAGAUUUCAAUGAAACUUAUCAUGAACCUAUUAUUGUUGCUAAUGAGACACAAAGUGUGUUACCAUUCAUCGUGGAAGCAAGGUUAAAUUCCACUGUUGUAUUAGAUGUUUCACAAAGUUAUGAUUUGAAUGGUCAUGAUUUAGAAUUUGAAUGGUUUCAUUAUAGAGAAGCUACAUCAAUUGAUUCAAGAGCGGCAGAUGUAGUUGAAAUUGAAAUUAGACCAUUAAAUACUAGAGAAGAUCAAGUUGAGUUUACUAUUCCAUCAUUUGAUGAUUUAUGUCUAGGUACAUUAAAGACAGAAUUAGAAAAUUGUAAAGAAAAUCAUAUUAUUGUGAAAGUGUCAAAUGGAAAAACAAGCUCAUAUAGAAGAUUUUUGGUCAAAGCUCUUAAAGAAUGA